AUGGCACGCGUCGGCUGCGAGGACUCCUUCUCCACCGGUCAGCGGGCAUCCUCCAGCCGGCCGGACGACGAGCUCCACGUCCUGGAGAACGGGGACAGCAGGGCGGCGUCUCGUGGUGAAGACGGCUCGGAGACGGCGGCGUCCUCAGAGUCCCAACGAGACCCCUUCAGAGGAGCUGGGGCCCCGGCCAGGCUCUCGGACUUCUUCUUCAUGCUGUGGAACCGGGCGUCUCACAGAGCGAACCCCGUCACCGAGAGGCACGACUCCUUCCUCCAGCGCUUCAGAGGCCCGGAGCUCAAAGACGCGUCCGGGCGAGAGAGCGGCCACGGCGGGCCGACGCCCGAGAGGAAGAGACGGAGAUCAAAAAAAGAGGACAAAAAGGAGGAGAUUAAAAAAGAUGAUAAAAAGGAGGAAGAGAAGAAAUACGAGGACAAGAAGGACGAGAAGAAGGAGGAGAAGAAGGAUGAUAAAAAAAGUAAAGAUAAAAAGAAGGAGGAGCCCCCGAAAGAGAUCUGGAUUAUGGAUCCGGCCGCAGACCAGUACUACAAGUGGCUGACCGUCAUCGCAGGCCCGGUGUUCUACAACCUCAUGAUGAUCGUCACCAGAGCCUGUUUCAACGAGCUCCAGGAUAAGUACACCAACCUCUGGCUCUUCCUGGACUACACCACCGACUUCAUCUACUUCACGGACACGUUCGUCAGGUCGAGAACAGGUUACCUGGAACAAGGUCUGCUGGUGAAAGAUGCCAAGAAACUGAGAGAUAAAUACAGAACGACCUCUCAGUUCAAAUACGACAUGAUCUCCAUGAUACCCACCGAUCUGCUGUUUCUGAAGUUCGGAUACAACAACCCGGAGUUCAGAUUCAACCGUCUUUGCAAAAUCUCGAGGCUUUUUGAGUUCUUUGAACGGACUGAAACCAGAACCAGCUUCCCGAACAUGUUCCGCAUCAGCAAUCUCGUGCUUUACAUCCUCGUUAUUAUCCACUGGAACGCUUGUAUGUUCUUUGCCAUUUCGAAAACCAUCGGUUUUGGAACCGACACGUGGGUAUACCCCAACAUCAGCCACCCCGAGCACGGCCGCCUGGCCAGGAAGUACAUCUACUCCCUGUACUGGUCCACUCUGACCCUCACCACCAUCGGAGAGACGCCUGCGCCCGUCAGGGACAUUGAAUUCGUCUUCGUCAUUGCCGACUUCCUCACGGGCGUGCUGAUCUUUGCCAGUAUUGUCGGUAACGUCGGUGCCAUGAUCUCCAACAUGAACGCCUCCCGUGCCGAGUUCCAGGCGAAGAUCGACUCCAUAAAGCAGUACAUGCAGUUCCGAAAGGUCACCAAAGACCUGGAGGCCAGGGUCAUCAAGUGGUUUGACUACCUGUGGACAGAGAAGAAGACCUGCGACGAGAAGGAGGUUCUGAAGAACCUGCCGGACAAGCUCAAGGCCGAGAUCGCCAUCAACGUCCAUUUGGACACGCUGAAGAAAGUUAGUAUUUUCCAGGGUUGCGAAGCCGGCCUGCUGAUCGAGCUGGUGCUGAAGCUGCAGCCGCAGGUGUUCAGUCCCGGCGACUACAUCUGCAAGAAGGGCGACAUCGGCCGGGAGAUGUACAUCAUCAAGGAGGGGAAGCUGGCCGUGGUGGCCGACGACGGGGUCACGCAGUUCGUCGUGCUCAGCGACGGCGCGUACUUCGGGGAGAUCAGCAUCCUGGGCAUCAAGGGCAGUAAAGCGGGGAACCGGAGAACCGCCAACAUCCGGAGCGUGGGCUACUCGGACCUCUUCGCCCUGUCCAAAGACGACCUGGUGGAGGCGCUCACGGAGUACCCGGAUGCCAAGAAGGCCCUGGAGGAGAAGGGCAAGGCCAUCCUGAUGAAGGACAACCUGAUGGACGAGGCCGCGGCCGGCGCCGAGCCCAAAGACCUGGAGGAGAUGAUCGUCACGCUGCAGGGAAACCUGGACCUCAUGCAGACCCGCUUCGCCCAGCUGGCGGCGGAGGUCAGCUCCGCCCAGAGCCGCAUGAAGCAGAGGGUCACGCAGGUGGAGGCCCGGGUCAAGUCCAUCCGCCCCGAGCACCUGGACCUGCACGGGAAGGUCCAGUGAGGGGGGACUCCUCCUCCUCCUCUAGGGACCGCGUCAACCUGCUCGUCUUCAUCAUGCGUCAACCUG
Pseudoliparis swirei is the source of this 2154-nucleotide messenger RNA. RefSeq names its product cyclic nucleotide gated channel subunit alpha 3a (gene cnga3a). NCBI's taxonomy places the organism in Eukaryota, Metazoa, Chordata, Actinopteri, Perciformes, Liparidae. Gene Ontology annotation, cellular component: plasma membrane; intracellular cyclic nucleotide activated cation channel complex. Gene Ontology annotation, molecular function: intracellularly cGMP-activated cation channel activity; protein-containing complex binding; cGMP binding. The record is from RefSeq and is a predicted model, not a curated record. Gene Ontology annotation, biological process: monoatomic cation transmembrane transport.